AGGUAACAUUUCGUCAUCAGCAUUAGCCGAUGAGCUACACUUAAGGUUCUUCAUUAUUACAGGCAUUAAUACGACAAUCUGAUAGCUAGAUCAUCUAUCUUCCAUCCAUAUUUCUUAUUAUUAAUCAUAAUUUUCUAAAGACAUUUCUGCCCCGACGCUGUUUGAAUCAGUAUAAUAUCUGAUACGGAACCUUUCCUAGAAGAAACAUCAUAUCGGACUCAUUUAUAUCAUGUUGGCACCUAUAAGGACUGUGAGCACCGAGAGGGGGACUUGUCCUCUGCUGACUGUUCAGCCCAAUCGAGCACAGGUGGACGAGAAAUUUCAGAUUGUCGUAAUGAAUUUACUGCCAAAUCAAAAGGUGACGCUACACUCUCUACAUCAAUCAGAGGACAAGGACUUCUGGGAGGCUUUCGGACACUACAUCAGUGAUGAAAACGGGACAGUGACAGUGGCCAAAGAUGAAAGUUUGGGAGGCACCUAUGAAGGCACAGAGCAGAUGGGGUUGCUGUGGAGCAUGAGGCCCGUGCCAGGAAGUCGACCUGGACUCAGGCUGCGUAAGAUGAAUAUACUCACACCAAUAGUAAUUCACAUCUCAGUAUACAAUGGGCAUCUCUCUCAAGACUUCAGCCAGCAAACACCCUUGGCAAGCAGUGUCAUUGAGCGCUGGUAUGUUGCUCCAGGUGUGCAGAGGGUGAACAUCAGGGAGAAUGGAGUACGAGGAACUUUAUUUCUUCCUCCAGGUCCUGGGCCGUACCCAGGAGUGCUGGACCUGUGGGGAGGAGGUGGUGGUUUGGUUGAGUAUCGUUCUGGCUUGCUUGCAUCUCAUGGCUUUGCAUCCAUGGCCCUCGAGUACCUCGCUCCAGAAGAGCUGAGAACAGCUGAUGUUGAUGUGUCGUACUUUGAGAAAGCAUACCAGAUCCUGCAGAAUCAUCCGAAGGUACAGAGAGACCGUAUGGGAAUGCUUGGGCUGUCUUUUGGAAGUGCCGUCACACUCAGUAUGGCAGCCUACUCCAAAGUCAUCAAGCCCCAGUGCUGUGUGUGUAUCAGCGGAAGUCAUGUGUUUCCUGUUGAUAAAUCCCUCUUUGAAGUCUUUGAGGAAAUGAAAAAGUAUAUGGGUAGGAUAUAUAUGAAUAAAGAGAACCAGGUAAUACACAGAGACAUUAUCUUGCCAAUUCCCUCAGACCCAGCUCUCAAAGUGGAUGUUGGGAGAAUAAAGUGCCCUCUUCUGUUGGUGAACGCUGGUGACGAUCAGAACUGGGCUUCUGUUGAAUCUGCUGAAGAUAUGGAGAUGAUGAUGGAGAAAGCAGGAAAUCGACACCUGUUGACGGUCCUGACGUAUCCUGACGCAGGUCAUCUGAUUGAACCUCCGUACUCGCCUCACUUCAGAGCGUCUAACUUCAUCCUGCAGGAAAUGAAGGAGAAGAUUGUCAUGCUGUGGGGUGGACAGACGAAACCGCACGCAUACGCUCAAGAGGACUCAUGGGAGAAGAUUUUAACAUUUCUGCGCCAGCACCUCUACUUCAGUUCAAACUUUGCAGUUAAAGCCAAACUGUAGUUCUAUCAUCUAGAGCAAUUCAACUUUAUUUCAAACAAUGUUGAUAAUGAUCGCCAGCACGUAUUACUUUUCACCUUGGUAUCUGUAAAAAAUUAAAGUUGAGCAAGUAUUAUAUUUUUUAAUACUUUAGUAGUAUAAGUUACACAUAAAUGCAUUAUUAAGGCUUGUAAUGAUGUUAUAGGUUAUGAUGACAAUAACUAAAGGCAUUACAAGAACAGUUUAGGAUGUGCUGAGCAAUAUUUCUUGAUGCAUUAAAUACAAUAUUUGGGCAGUAUUUUUUUUAUGUACUCCUGUUUGUACCCAAAAUCCAUUUCUAAGAAUGUGUUAGAAAGGCAAAGUUGAAAUGAGAUCAGUCCAUUCUCUAAUUUAACUGUUUAAAAUUGAUUUUGGGAAAAAAUAAGUAUUUUCUAAAGCGAAUAUCAUGAUUGUUAUAUAAUUAUGAUAAUAUUUUGAACAGGAGGACUGAUGCAAAAGCCACCAGAUCCUAGAUUUUAAAAACAAUGACAAUAAUAUUUAGUUUGUUUUAAAAUUUGUAAGUAUAGGAAUGUGAUAUAGAAAUGUAAUUCACUUUGAAUGUAAUAUUGAAUGCCAUGUUUUUAAAUUCACAAAUCAGUUGUGGAUGAAUAAAUAUGUUAUUUUAAAAA
Messenger RNA from Carassius gibelio (silver crucian carp), 2199 nucleotides. RefSeq names its product peroxisomal succinyl-coenzyme A thioesterase. Gene Ontology annotation, biological process: fatty acid metabolic process; acyl-CoA metabolic process. The coding region runs from base 230 to 1555 and encodes 441 amino acids. Lineage: Eukaryota; Metazoa; Chordata; Actinopteri; Cypriniformes; Cyprinidae. Gene Ontology annotation, molecular function: fatty acyl-CoA hydrolase activity. The record is from RefSeq and is a predicted model, not a curated record. The transcript is spliced from 12 exons.